Trichobilharzia szidati is the source of this 707-nucleotide messenger RNA. The record is from the annotation of a GenBank genome assembly. Lineage: Eukaryota; Metazoa; Platyhelminthes; Trematoda; Strigeidida; Schistosomatidae.
AUGCCUGCUGGAUCAAUUAAGAGAAAAGUUUUAUUCUGUGUUCUUAAUUGGACCACUGGAUUUUGCUGGCAGUUUCAAUUUGCUGCGUUACGUUCCUUUCUUGUCUGGUUGGUAUUUAAAAUUGAAAACAUAAGAUUACGUGCUGUCCUAGUGAUUUCUGGUGAAUAUUGUUUGGUCUCUUGCUCAGACAAAUAUUCACUACAGGGGUGUUACAGAAUUGCAAAUGGUUUGUGAGAAGUGUAAGUUGAAUUUUCACUGUUGAUUUUAGAUUACUAGGCGAGAAAAAGCUGGGAAAGGUAAUCACGCCGGAUCCUUGGAAGGCAGGUGCACGGAACACGGUCAGUGGAGGUGGGAAGAAGCUAAAUGAAAAUAAGCUACUAACAAGUUCGAAGAAUCGCUUUAGUCCAUAUUCUUCUUCAUUUCCGCGGUGCAGAAUAUGUGCCCAAACUGUUCAUCAGGCAGGUUCACAUUAUUGCCAACAAUGUGCAUUCAAAAAAGGUAUCUGUUCCAUGUGUGGUGUGCGUUUAGUUAACACAACACGCUAUAAUCAAUCAGCUGCCUAGAUAAUUUAACUGUAUGUUUUAUAAAAUGUGUAUUAUCAUUUGUACCUCUUCUUUUCCACUGAUAAUUUAUACAAGUAUUAACUACAAAUAUUCAGUAGUCUCUUUUUUGUCGAAGCAUUUCAGAAUUUGAUUUUGUGGUCAGAG